UCCUUUGCCGGAAGCAGUAUGUGAAUGACGUAAAAAUAUUGCGCCGUUGGUGAUUACGGAAGAAACAGAAGUGUGGCGUGACAAUGUAAAGAAAAGGAUAGAUUAAAACCUAAAAAGAAAGAAAAGAAGGAUCCCAGCGCGUUAAAGGAAAGAGAAAUUCCUCAACAUCCUUCCUGCUUAUUUUUCCAAUAUAAUACACAGUUGGGCCCACCUUACCACAUCCUUGUUGAUACCAACUUUAUCAACUUUUCCAUAAAAGCCAAACUGGACUUAGUGCAGUCAAUGAUGGACUGUCUGUAUGCCAAGUGUAUCCCUUGUAUAACUGAUUGUGUAAUGGCUGAAAUUGAAAAAUUGGGGCAGAAGUAUCGAGUGGCUCUAAGUGACUCAUCAUUGUUCAUAGAAAGAGCAUGGCUCUGGCCAGACGCGGUGGCUCAAGCCUGUAAUCCCAGCACUUUGGGAGGCCGAGGCGGGUGGAUCACGAGGUCAACAGAUCGAGACCAUCUUGGUCAACAUGGUGAAACCCCGUCUCUACUAAAAUUACAAAAAAUUAGCUGGGCACGGUGGUGCGUACCUGUAAUCCCAGCUGCUCGGGAGGCUGAGGCAGGAGAAUUGCCUGAACCCAGGAGGCGGAGAUUGCGGAUUGCCAAGGAUCCAAGAUUUGAACGAUUACCGUGUACACACAAAGGAACCUACGCAGAUGACUGCUUAGUACAGAGAGUAACUCAGCAUAAGUGUUACAUUGUGGCCACAGUUGACCGGGACCUUAAAAGAAGAAUUCGUAAGAUUCCUGGAGUUCCUAUCAUGUACAUUUCUAACCAUAGGUACAACAUUGAACGGAUGCCAGAUGAUUAUGGAGCCCCUCGAUUCUAAUUCUUACAAGACACAGUCCCUCUCUGCUUUUCUUUGAUGAGCUUUCUCUUGUUGCCAGUCCAUUAUACAUGCAAUAGCAUGAAUUAUUAUUCUGUUGACCUAUUUGCUCUAUUGUGAGCUGAGGAUGGUUAAAUAUACUCACUCUUUUUUUUUUUUUUUUUUUUUUUUUUUUUGAGAUGAAGUUUUGCUCUUGUUGCCCAGGCUAGAGUGCAAUGGUGCAAUCUUGGCUCACUGCAACCCCUGCUUCCCAGGUUCAAGCAAUUCUCCUCAGAAUCGCUGCCUCAGCCUCCUGAAUAGCUGGGAUUACAGGCACUUGCCACCAUGACCAGCUAAUUUUUUUUUUUUUUGUAUUUUUAGUAGAGACAAAUACUUUCUUUUUUUCCUCAGGAUGGAGUCUCACUCUGUCACCCAGGCUGGAGUGCAAUGGCAUGAUCUUGGCUCCCUGCAACCUCUAUGUCCUGGGUUCAAUCAAUUAUCCUACCUCAGCCCACUGAAUAGCUGGGAUUACAGGCAUCCGCCACCAUGCCCAGCUAACUUUUGUAUUUUUAGUAUAGAAAAAUACACUUUGGCCUCCCAAAGUGCUAGGAUUAGAGGCGUGAGCCACCGCUCCUGGCCUUCUCACUUUUUGAUGUUGUUUUGAAAUGGUAUUUUGUCUCGUAAAAAUUUUAGGCCAGGCAUGGUGGCUCAUGCCUGUAAUCCCAGCACUUUGGGAGGCCGAGGUGGGUGGAUCACCUGAGGUCAGGAAUUCAAGACCAGGCUGGACAACAUGGCAAAACCCCCAUCUCUACUGAAAAUGCAAAAAAUAAGUAGCCGGGUGUGGUGUCACAUGUCUGUAAUCCCAGCUACUAGGGAGGUGGACGUGGGAGAAUCGCUUGAAUCCAGGAGGUGGAGGGUGCAGUGAGCCAAGAUUGUGCCACUGCAUUCCAGUCUGGGUGACAAGAGUAAGACUGUCUCAAAAAUAAAAAAAAAGAAAGAAAGAAAGAAAAAUUAAUGAUUGUCAAAGGAUACAAAAUCUCAGACAGGAAGAAUAUGUUUUAUACUUUUUUUGAGUUCUGUUGUACAGUUUAGUGCAUAUACAUAAUAAUAGAAUAUUAUACAUUUUAAAAUUGAUGUUCUCAUCACAGAAAUAUACUUGAGGUAUUGGAUACGUUAACUAGCUUGAUUUAAUUAUUUCAUAUCAUGUCUGCAAUUUAUGAUAUUACUUUGUAACCCAUAAAUUUAUACAAUUAUAAAUUUGUUAUAAGAAAGUCAUUGCAUCUCUUUAGAAAUCAGAUACUCUGAUGAUUGCUCACAUAAUUUGAUGGCCAUUGUUUUAUACUGACUUAAUAAACAUUUAUUAAAUGUAUACUAGGUGCUUAAUAAGAUAUGGCCCUGCCCUCAAGACACAUUAUGGUGGGAGAGAAAAACAUGUAAGUUUAUAAAUACAGUAAAAUAGCAGUGCUAGGGUAAAAGUAUCAGAGGCACAUCAUAGGCACAUAAAGGUAGAAAGAAUGAUUUUUUUCUACUGGUUGGGAUGGGGAGGCAGGAAAGACCAGAGGUCAUACAUAAGGUUUGAGCUAAUCUUAAAAUUGAAUGGGUACUUGCCCAAUAAAUUAGGCAGAGAAGAUGAAGCAUAGGAAACAGUAGGAACAAAGGCAAGGACGCACAAUGUUACAUGGAGUGAAUGUGCUUGGCCUGUUCAGAUAGCUGCCAGGAGAUUUUUAUGACUAGAAUAUAGGAAAUCAUGUCAUGGAAGGGGCCUGUACCCACAUGAGACUCCUGAGGAAGGAGACAGAGGGAGAGGGGUCUUACAUGAUAUGCCAAAGGGUCUGGACUUCAUCCUUAGGUCACUUGGGUGCUAUUGGCUAGGCACAGUGGCUCAUCCCUGUAUUCCCUGCAUUUUGGGAGGCCAAGGCGGGUGGAUCACCUGAAGUCAGGAGUUUGAGACCAGCCUGGCCAACAUGGUGAAAUCUCAUCUAUACUGAAAAUAAAAAAAUUAGCUGGGUGUGGUGGCAGGCACCUGUAAUCCCAGCUACUUGGGAGGCUGAGGCAGGAGAAUCACUUGGACCUGGAAGGUGGUGGUUGCAGUGAGCCGAGACUGCACCAUUGUACUCCAGCCUGGGCAACGAGCAAAACUCCAUCUCAAAAUAAGGUGCUAUUAAAAUUUCAAGCAGGGUGGAUAACAUGAUCAGAUUAAGGGGGUUUUGUGGUUUGUUUUUAAUGGGACAGGAUCCUUCUCUGUUGCCCAGGUUGGAGUACAGUGGUGCAAUCACAGCUCACUGCAGCCUCAAUCUCCUGGGCUCAAGUCAUCCUGCCUCAGCCUUUUCAGAGUAGCUGGAACUACAGUCAUGUGCCACUACUCCCAGCUAAUUCUUUUUUUGUAGAGAUAGGAUUUCACACUAUGUUGCCCAGGCUGGUCUCAAAUUCCUGGGCUCAAGCUAUCCUCCCACCUCGGCCUCCCAAAAUGUUGGGAUUGCAGGCAUGAGCCACUGUGUUCAGCCCAGAUAAGAUUUUUUAAAUGAUCAUAGGUAGUGUAAGAAUAAAUAGACCAUUAAAACUCCAUAGAAAAUCCAUUAGCAAACCUAUGUAUAAUCCCAGCACUUUGGGAGGCCAAGGGGGGCAGAUCAUUUGAGGUCAGGAGUUUGUGACCAGCCUGGCCAAACAUGGUGAAAACCCAUCUCUACUAAAAAUACAAAAAUUAGCCUGGUGUGGUGGUGCACACCUGUAAUCCCAGCUACUCGGGAGGCUGAAGGAGGAGAAUCACGUUAACCAGGGAGGCAGAGGUUGCAGUGAGCCAAGAUCACACCACUGCACUCCAGCGUAGGCAAUACAAUGAGACUGUCUCAAAAACAAACAACAAAAAAAAAGCAACUAGAUAUUUGUGGGAAUUUGGUAUAUUAUUAAGGUGAUAUUUCAUUUCUGUGGGAAAAAGAAAUUGUAUUAAAAGGCCCAGUAGUCUGGAAUCAUUCUGUUAGGGUUAGAAUACUAAUUCCACCAGUUAAUAUAUGUAUGAAUUGGACAAACCACAUAACCAUUUGUUGCCUUCCUUGUUUCUUCUUUAAAAUGUUUAAUCCUCAAAGCAAACCUGAUAAAGUGAGAUUAAAUUGAAUAAUACCUGACCCAAGUAAGUGUUGUUCAGUAAAUGUUAGUGAUUAUUACACAAUGGCAUCAUGGCUAUCCAUUUGGGAAAAAAAAAAAAAAAAAAUUGGCUGGGCACAAUGGUUCACACCUGUAAUCCCAGAACUUUGGGAGGCCAAGGUGGGCGGAUCACCUGAGGUCAGGAGUUCAAGACCAGCCUGACCAACGUGGAGAAACCCUGUCUCUACUAAAAAUACAAAAAAAAAAUUAGCCGGGUAUGGUGGCAUGUACCUGUAAUCCCAUCUACUCAGGAGACUGAGGCAGGAGAAUUCUCUUGAACCCAGGAAGCAGAAGUUGCAGUGAGCUGAGAUGGCGCAAUUGCACUCUAUCCUGGGCAACAAGAGUGAAACUCUGUCUCAAAAAAAAAGAAAAAAAUUAGAUUCCCACUUAACAUGAAUCAUAAGAAUAUUUCAAGUGGAUCAAAGGCCUAAUUUUUUUUUUUUUUUGAGACAGUCACUCUGUAACCCAGGCUGCAGUGCAUUGGCACAAUCAUGGCUCACUGCAUUCUUGACCUUCCCAGACCCAGGUGAUCCACUCCAGCCUCCCAAGUAGCUGGGAAUUUUGUAUUUCUUAUAGAGAUGGGGUUUUGCCAUGUUGCCCACCUUGGCCUUCUAAAGUGUUGGGAUUAUAGGCAUGAGCCACAGCACCCAGCCUAAACUUAUUUCUAAGCUAUGGAAGCAUUAGGAAAAUAAAUGUAAAGAAAAAUGUGUCCAUCACCUUUGGAUAGAAUUCUUCAGCAGAAUCUAAAAAGAUUGACAAGUUUCAAUAUAUUAAAAUUAUAGACUUCUGUGCAAGACAUUCCCCUUCCCUAAAAAGCAAGUGACUGAUCAGAUUUUUCCAACACAUAUAACGAGGGUUUGGAGAAAUGAGUACUAAUGUCAUGCUGACAGAAGUGCAAACAUUUAUGACCACUUUUUACAGCUGUUGUCAGGAUACACUAAAAUAAAAAUUGUGGAUAUCUUGUGA
This is a messenger RNA of Callithrix jacchus (white-tufted-ear marmoset), 4953 nucleotides long. The record is from RefSeq and is a predicted model, not a curated record. NCBI's taxonomy places the organism in Eukaryota, Metazoa, Chordata, Mammalia, Primates, Cebidae.